AUGGAUCAACGAGAGCAGCCUCGGAAAAACUCCAAGCGGCCUGCCCUUUCGCCCAGCUACGGAACUUCUACCGAAGCCGUCUCCCUCCUGUCGCGCCCCCAGCGUCGGACCAACGUCGGCUCCGCCCAAACCAAAAACCGACCAUCUACCAUGGUCAGAGGCAUCCCAAAGACUCCAACAAAUGGUGAGCCAACCCCUCGCCCAACGACCGCCAUCCAACCACAAUUUCGAGAGCCGCCCCCCAGCACGGCCACAAGCCAGUUCUCUCCGGUCAGCAACGAGGAGCUGGCAAUCCAGGAAGCUGAAGCCGCCUACAACUGGUGGGAGGUCGCCACAGAUGAUGAGGUCCUCGUCAUGGCCUCCCCGGAAGCGCUCACCCCGCGAGCGCCCACCCCACCUCGUCCCAGGCCCGCUCCUACGCCUCCACUUCUGAGCCCCAUUCUCAUCGACUGCUCCAGCCCGUCUCCGGAUGCAGACUCCGCGGAAACAGUACGGCCCUCGCCACCGGCGAACUCCCCGCGAGAACACUCUCCUCCGGCACCAAGGCGUGUCCUUCUACAUAAUAAAGCCGUUCAAACGCCGCUGGAAUUUAUUUUUAGCCUAUUUAACGGAUAUCAGGAAAAAAACAUUAAGAAAAAAAGACGUAGAUCCAUGCGCCGCGCCAGUAGGCGCCAAAGAGUGGAUGAACAACCGCUCCACCCUUGGUCUCACCGCCACGCUGGGAGCUUCACUCCGAGGCGUAGGCACCCUCACCCGCAAUCACCCCCGCGGCAUCCUCGAGCGACCCCAUCUCCGCGGCGCCGUCCUAACCGCGACAACCCCGGCCACCGUUAG
This is a messenger RNA of Bemisia tabaci, 834 nucleotides long. NCBI's taxonomy places the organism in Eukaryota, Metazoa, Arthropoda, Insecta, Hemiptera, Aleyrodidae. The record is from RefSeq and is a predicted model, not a curated record.